ACUACUAUUCUAAUCCAAUAUUAUAUUCCAUAAAACUAUAUAUAAAACUCAUUCCUUCUCCUUCCAACACUCAAAACAAAUUACAAACAUCCUUCUUUUCUUUCUUCAACACUAUUCAUUCCAACGGAAUCGAAUUAGGGUUUCUUCAUGGGAAAUUACGUUUCAUGCACUUUAGCACCACCAUUGAUGAGGAACGCCAAAGCUACAAGAGUAAUCCUUCCAACCGGAGAAGUCAAGCAAUUUAGAGAAAUCAUGAAAGCUGCGGAGCUUAUGUUAGAGAAUCCAAACUAUUUCUUAGUCAAUUCUCGUUCUCUUCGCAUUUCUACAAGAUUCUCUCCUCUUGUUGCAGACGAAGAACUGGAAUUCGGAAGUGUUUAUAUAUUCUUUCCAAUGAGAAGACUCAACUCUGUCGUUACGGGGGCUGACAUGGCGGUGCUCUUUCUGGCGGCAAAUUCUGCUGCGAAACGGUUACGUGCCGGAAAGACACGUGUCCAACCGGACGAGAGUUCGCGUGGUGGUGUUAAUAAUGAUGAAAACGACUGUGUUCCGAGAUUGAGUUUAGAAGGAGUAGAGUCAGGAUUUAGUUAUAGAUUAAGUUAUUGUAGAUCAAAGAAACCUAUUCUGGACACUAUCAAUGAAGAACCAAUUACCUCAAGAUGAAGGAAUUAAUCCGGCGCGUCCUUAUCUACACACGAUGAAGUUGACAAGACCAGAAACGUAAAUCACCUGCCAAAACUAAUGUUAACUGAAAAUUUCAAUGCUACAAGUAAAACAAGACAGUACCCAGUAAGGAGGAAAUCAAACGAUUGAGGAGAAAAAGUGAAUCACAAAUAAUUCCCUAAAGAACUUGAAGCGAUAAAAAAUGAUAAUAUUAGGGGAUAUUUUAUGAGUGUCAUGUCAACAUGCUAGGGACAAAAAAAAAACAAAGGGAAACUCUUAGUGUUGAGUGAGUGAGAGAUUGGUUGCUAAGCAAAAUGGUAGAAAUUGUAUAUGCUCUGUAUAUGCGGAAAUGUGACAAAAGAUUUUAUUUAUAUUAAA
Lathyrus oleraceus (garden pea) is the source of this 1038-nucleotide messenger RNA. RefSeq lists its product as uncharacterized. Bases 148 to 660 code for a protein of 170 amino acids. The transcript has a single exon. Lineage: Eukaryota; Viridiplantae; Streptophyta; Magnoliopsida; Fabales; Fabaceae. The record is from RefSeq and is a predicted model, not a curated record.